CCCACUUCCGUCUUGAUCGCGCCGCGGGAUCCUCCUCCUCUCGCGAGAGGUGCAGGCGCGGAGCCGGCAGCUUCGGAGAAGCUGAGAGUGAGUCGGGAGAACCAGGUCUGCAGCGCUGCAGGAAUGGCGGGCUUCGGGGUCGCAGCUGGCCAGUUCGUGGCGGUGGUCUGGGACAAGUCCUCCCCGGCGGAGUCUCUGAAGGGCCUGGUGGGGGAGCUCCAGGCGCUAACCGGCAGUGAGGGCCGCGUGUCUGUGGAGAACAUCGACCAGCUGUUGCAGUCUGCCCACAAAGAAUCCAGCUUUGAUGUUAUUUUGUCGGGUGUGAUUCCUGGAAGCGCCAUGCUGCACAGCGCUGAGAUUUUGGCCGAGAUGGCCCGGAUCCUGCGGCCUGGCGGGUGUCUUUUUCUGAAGGAGCCGGUGGAGACCGCUGUCGUCAGCAACGGCAGAAUGAGGACGGCCUCGAAGCUGUGUUCGGCCCUGACUCUCUCCGGCCUUGUGGAAGUGCGAGAGCUGCAGCGGGAGCCCCUGAGCGCCGAGGAGAAGCAGUCUGUCCAGGAGCACCUGGGUCACCUUGGGGACAGCCUGCUCUCCGUGCAGAUCACAGGCAGAAAGCCCAACUUCGAAGUGGGUUCUUCUAGUCAACUUAAGCUUUCCGUUGCCAAGAAGUCUGCUCCUUCGGCGAAGCCUGCCGUGGACCCUGCGGCCGUCAAACUCUGGACCCUCUCGGCCAACGACAUGGAGGACGAGAGCGCGGACCUCAUCGACUCGGACGAGCUGCUGGACCCUGAGGACCUGAAGAAGCCGGACCCCGCCUCCCUGCGGGCCCCCGCCUGCGGGGAGGGGAAGAAGAGGAAGGCCUGCAAGAACUGCACGUGUGGCCUGGCCGAAGAGCUGGAAAGAGAGAAGUCCGCGGCACAGACGAGCUCCCAGCCCAAGUCGGCCUGCGGAAACUGCUACUUGGGCGACGCUUUCCGCUGCGCCAGCUGUCCCUACCUGGGGAUGCCCGCCUUCAAGCCUGGGGAGCAGGUGCUGCUGAGCGCCAGCAGCCUCCACGACGACUAGGGUGACGACCAGGGCGGCGCCUGCCCCUCGGCCGGCCCUGCCUCUGCACUUGCCCACUCCCCGCCGGGACCCAUCUGCAGGGAGGGGCCUUGGUAGGCAGAGCGAGGCUGGCCGUGGGGGGCGGGGGCGUGUAGUGCUGCUGUGGACCAAAGGGCCAGGGCGCCAUGGGGCGCUGGCUACCCUGGGCGGCUGGCAUCUUCCCAGCCAUAGGGAAACGGGGUAUGUGCCGAGGGGCCCUCUCCCGGGCACAGACUGCUGUGCUGCGCGUCGGUGCUCUGGGACCGAGGCCCCACCCCCCUUGCACCCAGCAAGUGCCACCGCUCGUCUCCAGAGCCGGUGCUCGCGCAGCAGGCCACUCCUGGUGAUGCAGAUCACGUGUGUUCCGACCUCAGGGCACCAGCAGAGUUGCGUGGUCAUGGCCGGAGCCCCUCUGCGUCCCCCUUGACCCCUGCGGCGGUGUGCUGCCCCCUGUCCUGUCAGUCUGCAGUCACUAUUAAACCUGUGUUCCUCCUCUGCACUGUCAGUUGUGAAGAGGGUGUGUGUGCAUGCGUGCGUGUGUGCGUGCGUGCGUGUGUCGGGGGUGGGGCGGGGGUCUGACACAGCCGUGCGAGCUCAGCUGAGAGCACUGAACUGUUUUUUGUGGAGAGACUCUGUCACACGCAGAGGGGGCCUGCGCUGCAGGACCGGACCCCCGUCCCCUUCAGAAGAGCCGGGCAGCAGCCUGAACCCACAGCAAGUCUCUCCCAGCAGGGAACCCUGUGUUCUCGUUACCCACAGGGACUGGGAGUGGACCUCGCCAGCGGGUGGGGACAGUGCGUGGGUUCGGGAGACCUGGGUUUUUGUGUCUUACCAAUGAAUAAAAGUUUUCUUUGGAAUUAGCCCUGAAA
This is a messenger RNA of Phyllostomus hastatus (greater spear-nosed bat), 1949 nucleotides long. RefSeq names its product cytokine induced apoptosis inhibitor 1 (gene CIAPIN1). Gene Ontology annotation, molecular function: iron-sulfur cluster binding. NCBI's taxonomy places the organism in Eukaryota, Metazoa, Chordata, Mammalia, Chiroptera, Phyllostomidae. The transcript has 9 exons. Gene Ontology annotation, cellular component: cytoplasm. The coding region runs from base 124 to 1062 and encodes 312 amino acids. Gene Ontology annotation, biological process: iron-sulfur cluster assembly. The record is from RefSeq and is a predicted model, not a curated record.